This is a messenger RNA of Sorex fumeus (smoky shrew), 2018 nucleotides long. It is a transcript of the gene POC5, whose product is annotated as POC5 centriolar protein. NCBI's taxonomy places the organism in Eukaryota, Metazoa, Chordata, Mammalia, Eulipotyphla, Soricidae. The transcript has 12 exons. The record is from RefSeq and is a predicted model, not a curated record. Gene Ontology annotation, cellular component: centrosome. The coding region runs from base 122 to 1846 and encodes 574 amino acids.
GAAACUGUCAGCUUGCUGCUAAGGAAGCCGCAGCUCUGGCUGUUGUCCCCUCGGCGUCACGGCUAAGAGAAGCGGAGAGCGUAGUCCUGGUUUGCGGGGAGCCUGGACGCAUUUGCACAAAAUGUCAUCAGAUGAGGAGAAAUGCUCAUUUCCAGUUAUGCAAAGCAGUUCUGACAGUUCCGUCUCUUCAGAUCUUCAGGAAGAAUAUGAAGAGUUGCUUCGCUACGCUAUAGUGACUCAAAAUAUUGAAUCAAAUGCUUCACAUCAAGUACCAUCUUAUGCUAAGGGAGAUGCAAUGCCGGACGUUCGAAUUCCUAUCCUAAUCGAUGACGUUCUUCAUAAUCAAGCAGGAAGUGCCCCUGCAGUAAGAGAACCAAGAUCUGAAGUUGGAAAAGGAUGUGAUUUAAAUACCUCAAUUCUUUCAAAGACAGAUGGGGCAUCGCCACUGUCUUCACCAAGGAAACCUUCUCAUCCAGUGAUGGAUUUUUUUAGUUCAAAUAUUUUAGGUGACUCUUCCUCCCCAGGAUCUAAUUCUACCCAUCCAGAUGUCCAGCAAGCCAACAAUUUUGUGGUUUCUCCUGAAAGCCUCCAGAAGGUGGAAAACAUCCUUGAUCUUUGGAGCUCGGGGAUUAAGACAAACAUCUUAUCAGAAUUAACUAAGUGGAGACUUAACUUUAUUGACUGGCAUCGAAUGGAAAUGAAAAAAGAGAAAGAUCGGCACGCAGCAGAUUUGAAACAGCUGCACAGCCAGAUCAAUGGCUUGAAGGAGCUACAAAAGACCUAUGAGGUCUCCAUUGGGAGAAAAGAUGAGGUGAUUUCUAGCUUGUCUCAUGCCAUAGGCAAGCAAAAAGAAAGAAUAGAGUUGAUGAGAACUUUUUUCCGCUGGCGAAUUAAUCAUGUCAGAUGCAGACAAGAUGUUUAUGAAGGUAAACUAGCUGACCAGUAUUUCCGGAGAACCCUACUGAAGAAGGUCUGGAGAGGCUGGCACUCCAUAGUGCAGCGACAGUGGAAAGAAGUUGUGGAGCGAGCUUGCCAGGCAAGAGCUGAGGAAGUUUGUGUCCAUAUUUCUAAUGACUAUGAAGCCAAAGUUGCGAUGUUGUCUGGAGCUUUGGAAAAUGCAAAAGCUGAGAUCCAGAGAAUGCAGCAUGAAAAAGAGCACUUUGAAGAUUCCAUGAAGAAAGCGUUCAUGAGAGGUGUAUGUGCAUUAAAUCUUGAAGCUAUGACUAUGUUUCAGAACAGAAAUGAAACGGGGAUAGACUUGACAAACAUUAAGAAGGAUGAGUACGAUUCUGGUGCUCAAGGAAAAGAACAUUCUGUUCAUCUGGAUCCUUCCGCUCCCUCCGCACCCUCAUGCAGCACGCGGGCCGUCACACCUCCGGCUGCUGCUGCAGGGCCAUCCAGCACCGCCGUCUUCCCCUCUGGGGCGUCUGUCGCCACCUCUGGGGCUGCUUCUGCAUCCAUCCCCUUUCCCGUGCCUUCUCAUCUUGGUACUGGAUCUUCAGUUGCUACUGCACCAGAAGAGAUGUAUGUUCCCAGAAUUGUAACAUCUGCACAGCAGAAAGCGGGAAGAACAAUUACAGCCCGAAUCACAGGGAGAUGUGAUUUUGCUUCAAAAAACAGAAUUAACAGCAGCUUGGCGAUUAUGGGAGUUUCUCCACCCAUGAGCUCAGUUGUUGUUGAAAAGCAUCAUCCUGUCACAGUGCAAACCAUCUCUCAAGCUACUGCAGCAAAAUAUUUUCGGACCAUUCACCCUGAAACUAACGCCUCAACUUCCAGAUCUCUGGGAACCAGAUCGGCCCACACCCAGUCUCUCUCAAGCAUUCAUUCCAUGAAAGUGGUUGACUAAACAAACAUGUUUAUGGUGAAGCCUUUUCAUUCCUCUGCUUUAUAAAGGAUUUGAGGUCUUUAGUUUUUCAUUCUUCCAUAUUCUUAAGUACAUUAAGGAUAUAUCAUGUUCAUUUCCCCAAAAUUAUAAGAGACUUUUAAAAACCAUACCAUCCUUUGUAACUAUAUGUAGA